Messenger RNA from Entamoeba invadens IP1, 2379 nucleotides. RefSeq lists its product as hypothetical. Lineage: Eukaryota; Evosea; Mastigamoebida; Endamoebidae. The transcript has 2 exons. The record is from RefSeq and is a predicted model, not a curated record. Bases 1 to 2379 code for a protein of 792 amino acids.
AUGGGUAGUGACCAAAAUCCCGGAGACUCUAAAAUUUAUCCUUUCGAAUCUCUUGAAAAAGCGAUGUCAUCAAUGACAUCAAGUGAAAUUAUUGAGCCAGUGACUGUUUAUAUAAAAUCGGGGUAUUAUCCACUUAUUAACAAUUCACUUAAAUUCACAAAAUGGUCAUUUAAAAACAGUACAAUACCCCGCCCAAUCACCUUGACCAAAUACCCCAAUGAAGACCCACCUAUUAUUACAGGUGGAGUCAAAAUUCCGAUAUCUUCAUUUCGUUCACUGAACUCGGAAACCGAUAAAGCACAAUACGAAAAAAUUCAGACUUCAAAAAGGAAGUACAUUAAAGUGUGUGAUUUGGAUAAGUUGUAUAACCGAAUCGACUUAGGAAUUUUUGAAGCAAAUUCGAAUGCCGAAAUUUAUGUCGACGACAAGCGGUUCCGUGUGGCUCGGUACCCAAAUUAUGAGUACACAGACACAUCACAUCAAACUGAGAGAAUAUUCAUAUUACCACCAACAGACACUUCAGUUCAACUCACACCAAAUGUGACUGGAUAUUACAUUCCAAGAAAAGAAGUUCUUUGUGGCAAUGAAACGACUUUUAAGAGUGAACAGAGUGUGAAUGGAAAGUACUAUUAUCUCUAUAAAAACGAUUCCAAUUACUGGACACUAUCAACACGAUUUGAUUGUGGUGUCCCGACACAAAGUGACGGGGCUUAUUUCACAGUCAAGCGAACUGUGAUGGCUGGAGAAGUCAAAGCUGUUGAAGAGUCUGGCGCAAAGGGGAGUCCUGUGCUUCAACAGCCAAAUUACAUUUACAGAGGAAAUAUGUGGACUGCGUAUGCACCAGAAAAGAUGGGGAAAACAUUUUAUUAUGCGAACGAUAAAUUGGAUGAAUAUGCAAAAUAUGACUCUGUGUGGAUGAGAGGGUAUUGGCUCAUCUUUUCACAGGACCAAGCAGUCAAAGGUAAAAUUGAUAAGAACAAAAGAACAGUAACUAUUGAUAGAGCUUUGGGUGGUGGAGAUUAUGAAGGGAUGACUAGUGGAAUGCCAUUCUAUAUAUAUAACUUGGUAGAAGAAUUGGAUGAAGAGGGUGAGUACUAUAUUGAUUAUAAAGAAAAGAAAUUGUAUAUCUACUUGCCGACUACUGUCAGUAAAGUGUGGAUCUCACAAAGCACGUCUUUGUUAAUAAAUGUGGACACUUUUAAUAAUUUGACAAUCCAAAAUAUCAUAUUUGAAUAUACACGAAAAGACAUGAUAAACGCAUUUACAGCAACAAAUAUACUCAUCAAAAAUUGCACUUUUAGACACUCGGGGUUGAAAGCUAUUUAUUUCUCGGGAAAUUAUUCAACUAUAACAAAUAACAUGUUUUAUGAUAUCGGAGCUGAGGCUGUUGCUAUGAGAUGCGGAAACUUCACUACAUUAUAUCGAGGAGAGUGCUAUCUAACUCAUAACUAUGCCAACACGACGUCACAAGUAUCAUUUACUUUUGUCCCAGCGUUUUCUAUUGGCAUUGUUGGUAAUUACAUGAAGCAUAAUUACGUGGAAAACAAUCCCCAUUUGGGAUAUGGACAUAAUGGCGCGUAUUUAGAGAUCUCAUACAAUGAAGCUAAAAACAUAUGUACCCGAGCUUCUGAUUGUGGUGCAUUGUAUUCUGGUACUCAUUGGGAAUAUUCUGGUAAUGUCAUCAAGCGCAACUAUUUCCACGACUCAACGGGAUUUGGGCAACCGGGCGGAUGGUCUUAUGUCAUUGGAAUUUACUUAGACGACAACCUUUCGAAGCAAAGAGUCUACCAAAACGUCGUUUCUAAUUUUGUUGGUUAUGGUCUUGUGCAGGGCUCUGGGAGGUCCAACAUUAUUUAUAAUAACAUAUUCUAUAAUUGUAAGACAGGGUAUUCGGGAGAUUCUAGAGGACCAAGAAGGUAUCACACGACUCCAAAUGUGUUUUAUAAUUUACUGGAUACGAUGGUGAACAAUGGAGUCGAUAGAUAUACUUCUCCGUGGAAAGACCAAUUUCCCGAAUGGGCGCUGUUACCAAAAACGUCAGAAGAGUUGAUGAAAGAAGAAAAUUUACAUUGGCUGUAUAUGGAGAACACUGAGAUAUACUGUAAUGUAUUAUAUAAUAACACAUGGGAUCAUGCAUUUACCGAACAAUGUAAUAAGUAUAUGAAAAGAUGGGAGAUGAACACUAACUCGAGUCAAGAUCCAAUGUUUUAUGAUGUUGAUAACAACGAUUUUAGAAUGAGAAAAGAGGGGGAAAUUUACAAAUAUAAUUGUUGGGAGGAAAUACCUUAUGAAACUAUCGGAAUUAAUAAACAAGACAGUUCGUAUAGUGUCUUGGCUGAGUUCUUAACUGUUAUAUGUCUUGUUGUCAGCUCAUUUUAA